GUUUCGUCGGUGCUAUCCUGUCGCCAAAAUUAAAAGAGAAAGAAAAGGAACAAAAAAGGAUAAAGAAAAAGAAAACGAAAACAAAGAGUUCACAUCAGUCCCAAUGGAUCGCUUCAUGGAUAUCUUGCGCAAACCAGGCGCCAAGCCUGAGAUCCAGGGCGUCGCCCCGACACAACACGUGGAUGGGGAAGAGCACGCUGAUCACCCAGAUAUCAAGGGCUAUGUACCCAAAAGCAAGCCCAAGAUGCUCGAUCGCUGGCUGGACUUCGUUGUGCGAGUGUCUGGCUCCGAGCCUGUCUUCUUCCUGAUCCUCGCGGGCCUCCUCACCUGGGCUCUCCUCGGGAUCAAGUACGGAUCGACCGAUAGCUGGCAGGUCCUGAUCUCCGACAUCCAGGCCAUCGUCAGCUACAUAUUCGACUCCUUCCUCGUGCGACAGCAACUGAACGCAUACGAAGAGGAGAUGGUCGUAGCCGCCGAGCUGGAGUCCCGGAUCCUCAGCCACAAACGGAUGCUCGCGAAGCUCUGCCAAAAGCUCGAAGCCCAAGACCAGGAGAAAACCACCCCCCUAAUCAACCUCGUCAAGGAGCACCAGAACGAGCUCGAGUUCGGCGCAGAGCUCCCCACCGAAACCCUGUUCGGACGGACCAUCACCUGGGUCUCGCAUGUCAUCGGCCACCUGGGCACCAUCAUCCUCUUCUGGGCGGGCGUCUUCACCUGGAUCGGCCUCGGGCAUCUCUCCAACUACAGCGACAAGUGGCAACUGUACAUGAACUCCGCGUCGUCCGCGCUGAUGGUCUUCGUCUUCGCCUUCCUCGCCAACAUCCGCGAACGCCACGCAGUCUACACCCGCAGCUGCCUCGACGCCAUCUUUCACGUCGACGCGUCCCUCGAAGCCAAGCUCCGCCAGCUAACCCACGACACCCUCCCCAACGACACCGUCAUCAUCCCCGCCCCGCGCGUCAGCCCCAUCCAACGCGCGAUCUUCUACUACGCCGACUUCGUCGGCACCCUCGUCGGCAUCGCCAUCCUGGUCGCCGUCAUCAUCAUCUGGAUCGCCAUCGGGCCCCUGCUGCACUUCGAUUCCAACUGGUGGCUCCUCAUCGGCACCUACGCAGGGCUGGUCGGCAUGAACGACGGCUUCGUGCUGCGCAACAUGCAAGCCCGCCUGCGCUGCUACGUCGACGCCGAAUUCGCCCGCAUCACCGCCCACGACGCGAGCCUCUUCGCUACCGCCGGCAUUCCCGCGCCCAGCGACGAGGUCGUCGCCGACAACUCGCUGACACACCGCGUGUCGGUCACCAUGGGGCGCGUAUGCGCGCACGAAAUCACGGUCGUGUUAGGGGUGGUGACCAUCCUGGGGUUGGUUGCGGGCGCUAGCGCCAUGCGAUGGACGCUGACGGGCCAGUUGCUGUGUAAUGUGCCGCCCAGCUUGAUCGAGUCGUUUUUCAUGAUCGUGUUGGUGACGGGGCACAACUCGGCCGACGAUCGGAAACGGGUGGAUCUGCGAAAUACGUAUACGAGGCGGAUGCAGCUGCUGGGGCUUGUCAAUGCUGUGCAGUCGGUUUGGUGAGUUGGGCUCCGCUGUAGGGGGGGUUCGUUAGGGUUAGGGAGGGAUAGGGGGUUCGGUCGAGUUCGGCAGUGGGAUGUUAACGAAGGGGUAGGGUUGGGUUCAGAAUGAAUUCUUUUCCUUAGUAUUAUUGUUAUUAUUCUCGCUUUUUCCCAAUUUAUUUGAUUUUUUUUUUUUGCUUCACCUCAACUCUUUUUAAUUACUAGUAUUCCUCACCAGAACAGUAACCCACCCGCUGAUCCCUUCGUU
Messenger RNA from Aspergillus pseudonomiae, 1816 nucleotides. RefSeq names its product Low affinity iron permease-domain-containing protein. The record is from RefSeq and is a predicted model, not a curated record. NCBI's taxonomy places the organism in Eukaryota, Fungi, Ascomycota, Eurotiomycetes, Eurotiales, Aspergillaceae. Bases 104 to 1570 code for a protein of 488 amino acids. Gene Ontology annotation, biological process: transmembrane transport. The transcript has a single exon.